Molecule: messenger RNA, 1062 nt
Organism: Pichia kudriavzevii
Lineage: Eukaryota; Fungi; Ascomycota; Pichiomycetes; Pichiales; Pichiaceae
Exons: 2
Coding region: 1-1062 (353 amino acids)
Biological process (GO): subtelomeric heterochromatin formation
Cellular component (GO): nucleus
Molecular function (GO): histone H4 acetyltransferase activity
Source: RefSeq, a predicted model, not a curated record
AUGUCUGUUGAACACGAGGAGUGGACUGUUUCAGCUAACGACGCCCUUUUCAUAUCAAUUACCGACGGCGAAAAGGCCACCACCACCCAUCCGUUGUACACCUAUCCGAUUUUCGGAGAGAGUGAACAGAUUUUCGGAUACAAGGACUUGAGAAUCGACCUUGCCUUUGACGGGAAAUCAAUGAAGCCAUUCUUGAAUGUGAGGUACACCGAGAAGCUCGACAAUAUAAAGGACGACGUUAUGGUGAAGAUGCAGGAGUUUUUACCCCCUGAUGAUUUCAUCAAAAGUGACGAAGCUGCAUGGGUUGAUUCCAUUGAGAGUGAGAAUUUCGAUAUUGGCCAAGAGUAUGUUUGUCACUCUUAUACACUCGAUGGAGACGACUAUGAUAUUUAUAAGUUGUCUGUCUUAGACGGUGUUGGAUCGAAGUUGCUGAAACGAAUGCAGAUUUUGGCCUUGUUGUACAUUGAGGGGGCGUCGUAUAUCGAGCCCGAUGAGAGGUGGAAUCUCUAUGUUACGUAUAAGAGGAACGGGGGGCUGGUUUCGUUUGUGACUACUUAUAAGUACUGGCUCCUUAGGGAGAAUCGUAAUGGGGAGUGGAUGUAUAGGGGCCGGAUCUCGCAGGUUGUUGUUAUGCCGCACAUGCAGGGGAAAGGACAUGGUAGCAAGAUCUACGAGGCCAUCAGGGAGGAGUGGGUUUCGGACAACAAGUGUUUUGAGUUUGGAGUUGAAGAUCCGAAUGAGAGUUUUGAGAAGUUGCGGGAUGUCUCUGACAUGUCUUGCGGUGAGCACGAUGUUGGCUUGAUGAAGUUCAGCAAGAGACAGGGAGACAAGAUACGUGAGAUGAGGCUCUUAGAGAGAGGGGAGGAGGAUGCGUUUCGGUUGGCUGUUAAGAAGCGGGUCUAUAGGGCCAACAAGGAAGCCCUUGAGGAGCUAAAUUUGGAGGAGGUCAAGGAGAAGCUCGUUGAUCCGUACGAGAGAAACAAGGCGUAUGUAUUGGAAGUCCUUGAAGAGGUCAAGAAGGUUAAAGCACGGAAUGCCAAGCGUGGGAAUGUAUCUGAGUAG